This is a messenger RNA of Paramecium octaurelia, 1689 nucleotides long. NCBI's taxonomy places the organism in Eukaryota, Ciliophora, Oligohymenophorea, Peniculida, Parameciidae. The record is from the annotation of a GenBank genome assembly.
AUGGGUGCAUGCACAGGAAAAGGACCUAAAAGCGAGAAUAAUCCAUAAAAAGAGUCAAAUUAAAAAUAACAAGACCCAAAUCUUAAAAGUCUAGAUAAUGGAUAGAACAAAGAUAAAAAAGUAUUUACUUCCUAAAAAACAUAAUUCAAAGUCAACCCUUCUAUUUUUGUGACUUUAAAGAAAGGAGAUAUCUUGAACUACUAUAGAAUCGAUCAAACUUUAGGAGAAGGUACUGCUGACCCUAUCUAGGUUCUUAUGGAAAAGUCAGUUUAGUAACAUAAAAAGUGAUUGGAUUACCAAGAGCUAUGAAGCAAAUUCGAAAGGACAAAAUUGAAUAAAAAGAUAACAUGAUACAAGAAGUCUCAAUACUAAAAGAAUUAGAUCAUCCUAAUAUUGUUAGUGUUUAUGAACUAUAUGAAGAUGAAUAAUAUGUUUACAUUAUCACAGAGUAAGCAUUGAAAUAUCAUCAGGCACAAGAUAUCUAAGUGGAGGAGAAUUAUUUGAAAAAAUAAAUGAAAUCGAUCACUUUGAUGAAACUAUUGCAGCUGGUUAUAUGAGAAAAAUAUUGGAAGCUGUUAAUUAUUGUCAUAAUAAAAAUGUAGUUCAUCGGUAAUGUUGUCUAUUUCAUUAUAGUGAUCUUAAACCUGAGAAUAUCAUAUUUGAAUCUAGGAAAGUAAACUCAAGUUUGAAAAUUAUCGAUUUCGGAACAGCCAAAGAAUUACUGGAAAGCAAAAAAUUAUCACAAAGAAUUGGCACUGUAAUUCAAUUUAUAUACUUAUAUCUAGCCUUAUUAUAUUGCACCUGAAGUCAUUAAUAAAUAAUAUGAUAAAAAAUGCGAUGUUUGGUCUUGCGGAGUUAUUCUAUUUAUUAUGCUGUGCGGAUUUCCACCCUUUAAUGGCUAAUCCCAAUAAGAACUGUACCAAAGAAUACAGGCAGGGGUUUACUCUUUUGAUGGUAACUCUAACCAUCUUAUCCUUAUAGAACCAGAGUGGAAAGAAAUCUCUGAAGAUGCUAAAGAUUUGAUUAAGAAGAUGUUAGUUACUGAUCCAGACAAAAGGAUUUCAGCCCAAGAUGCAUUAUAACAUGAAUGGAUCAAAAUAACAUAAAAAGAGAAAAAACUUAAUCAUAAAUCACUUGAGAACUUAGCCAGAUUUCAUGUAACUUAUAUUGUAUUAUUGAGGAAAUUAGAGCUCAAGCAAAUUAAAAGCUGCAAUCAUGCAACUGAUCACUACUUAAGUCAUGACAAAUUAAGAAAAAAAAAAAAUGCAAAAAUAAUUUAAGAAAAUUGAUGUCAAUCACGAUGGAACUUUAAGUAGAGAGGAACUACUCUAAUGUUACAGAGAAAUCUAUGAUGAUGAACUUAAGUGCCAUUAAAUUGUUGAUCAUCUAUUUGAGUAGGCAGAUGUCAAUGGAUCUAAUCAAAUUGACUAUACAGAAUUUGUAAUAGCCUUUGCAAAAAAAGAAUAAAUUAUGGCAUAAAACAAGUUAGAAAAAGCCUUUAAACUAUUUGAUAAAGAUGGCAAUGGUCAAAUUAGUAAAUAAGAACUCUAGGAUAUUAUGGGUGGAGUGCAACUUAGUGAUAAUUAAUGGAGUAAUGUUUUUGGAGAGCUUGAUUUAAAUGGAGAUGGUGUUGUAACUCUAUAAGAAUUUACUGAAAUGCUCAUCAAAUAAGCUAAUGAAUAAGAAUGA